GAGAUCUGUACUGGGAGUUUUGGCAACACGGAAAGGGGCACGGGAGAGAAGGACACCACGCGAGGUCGAGGUCGGACGUGUGUAGUGCGAGUGCGUGUCGAGUGCGACGAGUGCGGACAGAAGAAAGCUCGGAAUAAAGAAGUGUUAAAUAUUGGCAAACGGUGUUCAUCAUUACAACGAGAGAAACAUAACAUUUGGCGACGACUGGAAAAUCAGAGGAAGGCGUGCGAAAAAGAAUUUUCGUCGUGCGACAAAGGAUCGGAACGCUGGGAUUACGCCCUGAGGCCAUUUUGGGCUGGCUAGCUGGAAGAAGGAUGGAAAACAGCCGAAUCAAACCGUUUGACGUGAACAUCGAGGCAAGUCUACUGCCGGCUGAGUGGGACACCUGGAGACAAGACUUGGAAUCGUACUUCGUCGUACAUAAGAUCAAAACCCAGCGAGACAAACGGGCGUAUCUUGUCUAUUUGGGUGGUCCUGGUUUGCAAGGUCUGCUCAAGUUGUUGCCAGCAGCGGACAAGGUACCGCACGUGAGCCGUGACCCACCUUUCUACGAUGUGGCCGUCCAGGUUCUUACGGAUCACUUUGAACCGUUUCGGCGUAAAACUUACGAACGCCAUCUUUCCCAUAAACUGGAACAAAAACCUGGCGAACGGUUUGCUGAUUUUGUAAUGCGACUUCGGAAGCAGAUUGCACGGUGCGGCUACUCGGCAAAACAUGCAGACGAACUUAUCGCCGACCGGAUUACUGCUGGAUGCCACUCAGAUGAUCUGCGCAAUAAAUUGUUGCAGCAGGAUCGGUCGUUGAAGGAAAUCCUUGCUAUGGGAAGCAGCACCGAAGAGGUUGGCAAGCAUUCGAAGAAAUGGACAAAUGAGGUACGGCCGGCUGUGGUUCCUGACGUCUUCAAAAUCGGCGCGCGGCCGUUGGGAAGGGAGAAGUUUCAGCAGAAGUCGUUCCGCGAACGGAACGCAUCGGCGCCACGACCAGAACACCAACGAUACCUGCAGGGACCGGGCCACGGGCAAAAUACUUCACGACCAGGACAACAACGCCUCCAGCAAGUUCCGGGACAACAACGAAUUCCGCAGGGUCCGGCCCACUGGCAGAACGUUUCGCACCCCAACCGGAUGGCUCAACCGACGUGCCAUCGCUGUGGCUAUUUUGGACAUACGCGUGGGGACGAACAGUGCCCGGCUUUCAAUGAUACGUGCGGCCUCUGCGGAAGAGUAGGGCACUGGGCAGUUCGUUGUUUCAGUCGAACUCGAGCUAAGAAACGGAGUCAUGAGGAAGCAAGCGACCGGGCGGACACCAAACGGAUUCGUGCAGUUACUGAUGAGACAGAGAACCGUGAAUCAAAGGAUUACGUUUUCUACGCUAUGGGCCGGAACGUUUUCACCUUCCAAGUGGGCGGAGUCGAGAUUCCGAUGAUCAUCGAUUCUGGUGCCGAUGCCAACAUAAUUUCGCAGACGGUUUGGGAGCAGAUGAAGAAAGCUGACGUCAACGCGCUGAACGAAACCAUCGAAGUCGACCGCAUGCUGACCAGCUAUGCCGUGAAGGAGCCGAUGGACAUAAUUGGAAUGUUCAGUGCGGAGAUCGUGGCAGGACCGAACCGAUCUUUUGCCAAGUUUUACGUCGUGAAGGGUGGACAACAGUGCCUCCUCGGAGACUACACGGCUAAAGACUUGAAGGUUCUUAAGGUGGGCUUUGAUGUUGGCGCAGUCGAAGGAACUCAAGGCAAAGCUUUUCCCAAAAUGCGAGAUGUGUUGGUGGAGAUUCCUAUUGACCCAAACGUACAACCGGUGCAACAGCCGUAUCGCAGGCCGCCAAUUGCACUGGAGGAGAAAAUCGAGGCAAAGCUGAAGUCACUCCUGGACAAGGACAUCAUCGAGCCAGUUAAGGGUCCAUCAUCAUGGGUGUCUCCAAUAGUGCCCGUGAUCAAAGACAACGGGGACAUACGUCUGUGUGUCGACAUGAGGCGAGCUAACCAGGCUGUCAUCCGGGAAACUCACCCACUACCACUGGUGGACGAACUUCUGGCUUCGGUAGAUGGGGCAGUGCGGUUUUCUAAAAUUGAUAUUAAAGACGCCUACCACCAGAUCGAGAUAUCGGAGCGAUCGCGUCCGAUUACAACGUUCUUGACCAAAAAGGGACUCUACAGGUAGACAAUUUGUA
Molecule: messenger RNA, 2169 nt
Organism: Culex pipiens pallens (northern house mosquito)
Lineage: Eukaryota; Metazoa; Arthropoda; Insecta; Diptera; Culicidae
Exons: 2
Coding region: 315-2159 (614 amino acids)
Biological process (GO): proteolysis
Molecular function (GO): zinc ion binding; aspartic-type endopeptidase activity; nucleic acid binding
Source: RefSeq, a predicted model, not a curated record